AUGGCGUCCUGCUUCCGAUCAGCCGCCCUCGCUGGCACGGCGCUCCUGAGCGUCUCUGCCUCGGCGCUCUCCCCAGCCAGGCGGGCCACAGCAUCGUCCUACUGCUCGUCGAGCGACAGGCAAUAUAACCUAAGCUCGUUCGACGCGCCGGUGUCCGGCACAGGUGACGCCGGCAGCCUGUCGACAUGGAGCCUUACGGUGGACGACUCGUCUGCGGGCCACAAGCAGGCGAUCGCCGGGUUCGGCGCCGCGGUGACGGACGCGACAGUGUCGGUGUUCGACGACCUGUCCAGCGACGAACUGAGCAGCCUCCUCGAUACCCUCCUGACCAGCAGCGGCGCCGACUUCAGCCUCUUCCGGCACACCAUCGCCUCGUCGGAUCUGUCACCGGACCCGGCCUACACUUAUGACGACAACAGCGGCGCUGUCGACACUAGCCUGUCCGGGUUCAACCUGGGCGACAGCGGCAACGCCAUGGCGGCCCUCCUGGCGCAGAUGCGGUCGGUGAACUCGGGGCUCACCAUCUUCGGGUCGUCGUGGAGCGCGCCCGGCUGGAUGAAGCUGAACGGCGUCAUCGACGGCACCACGGUCAACAACAACCUGAACCCAGACUACCGCGACAGCCUCGCCGACUACUUUGUCAAGUACCUCCAGGCGUACGAUGCCGCGGGUGCCACCGUCGACGCCAUCGCUAUCCAGAACGAGCCUCUCAACAGCCAGUCUGGGUAUCCGACCAUGUAUGUCUAUGCAGACGAGUCGGGCGACAUCAUUUCGCAGAACGUGGGGCCUGCCCUCGCGGCUGCUGGCCUUGACACUACGGUCUGGGCGUAUGACCACAACACUGAUGAGCCAUCAUACCCACAGACCGUCCUCGACGAGGCAUCUUCCUACGUCGGAGCUGUGGCCUGGCACUGCUACGCCUCGCCCCUCAACUGGAGCGUCCUCACCGACUUCCACAACACCAACCCAGGCGUGGACCAGUACAUGACCGAGUGCUGGACCUCGCCCGAGACAGACUGGUCCUGGGCCGCCGACUUCACCAUGGGACCCCUCCAGAACUGGGCCCGCGGCGCCAUCGCCUGGACGCUGGGCACCGACACCUCGUACGGCCCGCACCUGAGCUCGGGCGGUUGUUCCGACUGCCGCGGCCUGGUGGUCGUCGACACCUCGGCCGGCACGUACGAGCUGCAGGUCGACUACUACAUGAUGGCGCAGUUCAGCAAGUUCAUGCCGUCCGGCGCGACGGUCCUCGACGGGACAGGGAGCUAUACCUACGACGACGGCACCGGCCUGCAGAGCGUGGCGACCCUGAACCCGGAUGGCACGCGCACUGUGGUCAUGACCAACAAGUUCUCCAACGACCUUUAUGUCACCGUGGCCUUGAGCGCAGAUACGUGGAGCGGGCGUGUGUACGCAAACUCGGUUGUCACCUGGGUCCUGCCAGCCGUCUAA
Cryphonectria parasitica EP155 is the source of this 1452-nucleotide messenger RNA. RefSeq names its product family 30 glycoside hydrolase. Gene Ontology annotation, biological process: glucosylceramide catabolic process. Lineage: Eukaryota; Fungi; Ascomycota; Sordariomycetes; Diaporthales; Cryphonectriaceae. Gene Ontology annotation, molecular function: glucosylceramidase activity. The coding region runs from base 1 to 1452 and encodes 483 amino acids. The transcript has 2 exons. The record is from RefSeq and is a predicted model, not a curated record.